Messenger RNA from Anarrhichthys ocellatus (wolf-eel), 2887 nucleotides. It is a transcript of the gene ak3, whose product is annotated as adenylate kinase 3. Gene Ontology annotation, biological process: nucleobase-containing compound metabolic process. Lineage: Eukaryota; Metazoa; Chordata; Actinopteri; Perciformes; Anarhichadidae. Gene Ontology annotation, molecular function: AMP kinase activity; ATP binding. Gene Ontology annotation, cellular component: mitochondrion. The transcript has 5 exons. The coding region runs from base 653 to 1324 and encodes 223 amino acids. The record is from RefSeq and is a predicted model, not a curated record.
CACCAUAAUUUGCAAGGACUAUCUCGAACAUCUUUUUUUUAAAUACAGACUGUAAGCAAAACUGAUUGUUUUCUGAACUAUUGAAGUGUUAUUCCGAUCAGUAACGUCUCCAAACAGGCAUUUAAUCUCUUUAAAACGUCCUCUCUUUUGUUUUAGAGGCUGAAUAGAGCGAGCAGACUGGUUGUUAGUCAUGCUAGCCUGCCUGCCAAUCUGCAGGUCUGUCCACCGAUGGGAUCAAGGCUCUGAAGGGAUUAAUCACCGCAACCUUGCCAGCAAGCUCCCCCUGCUCUAUAGAUCGAUUACAUAACCGUGAUAUUGCUCUGACCUACAAUGAAUAGGUUACACCUUCAGUGCACUAUGGACAGUGGCAUUGUUGAGGAAGUUUGUCAACACGCCUGAUACAGAAGCUCUUAUUGGUGUGCGUCGCCGCUGCUGCUGAGCUGGACACAUUUCUCGUUUUCUUCCUCCUCCUCCUCCUCCUCGCGUUUCUGCAGGAAAAUAAGCAGCCAAGGCUGCGAAAGUUGCGCCCACUUUCGGUUGCGCACUCGGGAAAAGUCGUCUCCGUUCCAGUCUCUGCAGAGCAUCCAGAGAGGUUUCAUGGGAAGGAUAAGGCUAUUCUCUAUUCUCAGCUUGAACAAAUACUCGUCCAGAGAUGGUUCUUCAACGGAUUUUUCGCGUUGUCAUCAUGGGACCUCCGGGGUCGGGGAAGGGAACCGUGUCUGCGCGCAUAGCCAAAACUUUUGGACUGAAACACAUUUCUAGUGGGGACAUUUUGAGAGCCAACAUAAAAGCUCAAACCGAGCUCGGUCUGUUGAUGAAGUCCUGUAUUGAUCAGGGUCAGCUGGUACCCGAUGAUGUCAUGUCUCGUCUCAUCCUGAGUGACCUGAGAGCGAUGGACCAGAGCAGCUGGCUGAUUGACGGUUUCCCUCGCACAGUAUCCCAGUCGGAAGCUCUGGAUGACGCCUACAGUGUGGACACAGUCAUCAACCUCAACAUACCUUUCCAGACCAUCAAACAGAGGCUCUCCUCCCGCUGGACUCACCUGCUCAGCGGCAGAGUCUACAACGUAGAUUUCAACCCCCCUAAAGUCCCUGGUUUCGAUGAUGUGACGGGGGAGCCUCUGGUCCAGAGGGACGAUGACACACCAGAGACGGUCACGCGGAGACUGAAGGCCUAUCAAACCCAGACAGAGCCUGUCCUAGAGUACUACAGGAGUAAAGGCAUACUAGAGAUCUUCUCCGGGACAGAAACCAACAAGAUCUGGCCGCACGUCGAGGCUUUCCUCCACAGAAAGCUCUCCCCCGUCAAACAGAAGGUUGCAUAGAAAGCCUGAACGGACUGGGGGGGCGAGAAGGGUUCACGUUUACUGGCAGAAACCACUCCGUCUAAUCAGCUGCCACUUUCUGUGAAACAAGAGGAGAGCCAUCGGUGUAAUAAUAUAUUCUGAAUGUCCAUGAGGAGGACCAAGCUCAUGUCAGGAAGUGAAAGUAAGAUUGCACAUGUUGUUGGAGAAAAAGCCACCGUUGCACUGGUUCCACAACGUUGCUGAAAUUAGUUUGGGAAACUCUCAGAAGGUGUGCAAGCGAUCAUUUAAAUAUGAAUUGUUAGUUUAAAUAUUGUCUCUUUAUUAAUCAAUGUGCCUUAAAGCCAGGAGACUUCACUGAAUCAACUAUCAAGGUGUUUAACAGUAGAAUAUCAAGGUGUAUUUCACAAGAUAUGUUUGAUUUUUAGGUUUAGUAAUCGCAACAAUUUCUUUUCCUAGUUGAUGGCAAUGAUAGAACGGGCCCAAGCAAUAAGACAUGUUGAGCUAAAUAAGAGACGUUCCUGCUUUUGCCCUGAGGAAUCCUUUGAAAGCAAUAUUAAAUGGGCUUUUUGCCCGACCAUCACAAAUGUGUGCAUAACGUGGGACCGUUUCUUGUGCAGUGUGUAAUUACUAAAGGGAAUUGAGUCAUGUUAUACAAAUUACUGUAGGUUCCCUUUUGCACUCGAGGGCUUUCUGCUGCCUUUGAAAGGCAACAGGUAGCUCAGUCAAUGUAGUUUGUAGAUACUUUUCAUGAAUAAUGUGUAAACCACACUCAUUAUAUUGAAUAUUUUUUAAUCAAACCAUCAUUGUGUAACAGCUUCUUUCAACCACCAUAAGUCUUAAUUGCGUUGCCUCUGAAAUACACAAUGUUUCCAUUUCAACCAGGCGCUCCUUGCUCUGACGAAGUCUAUAAAUGUAUACUGAUAUUUGCCAUUUAAUGUGACUUGACAACUGAAAACUUGAUGUAAAAAAAAAAAAAUGUAUUAACUUAAAACAUUUAAAGCAGUUUGUACAGGGCUUUCUUAUUGUUCGACGAUAUCGCAGCAAACAAAGUUGAUCUGCAGUUGUGCGUUUGCACUCGAGUCUUAAGAAUGUGUCACCGUGUUAAAAGCCACAGAAAUGCUUACUUGCCUUUUUAAAUAUACUGUAGAAUGUUUCCUGAAUUGUACAUUACACUGAAUUGUAUAUCUUAAACACUUGAAUACAACAUUUAAAAGCACAACUGUGUCAUGAGUAUUUAUUAUAAGUCACAAUAAACUUCUGAUACUAGUAACUGUAUGUAAUAUAUUAUUGUACACCAGAAUAAUACGACUGAGUAACUUCAGUCAUUCAUUUAAUUUUGACACAUCUGGCCCUAAAGCAGACAGUUAAAAGACGCCUACUCCACCGAGUCUGCAUUAUCGAUCAGACUGUUCUUUUGUUGGUGCCUACAUUACCAACAAUGCAACUUGACAGCAGACAGUCGGUUGGAGAUCUGGGUGUGUUAUUGCUAGUUUAUGAAGGCUUGAGCCAUUAGUCCCAAGCAGAGAUGAGGAGCGAGCUGCAGCGGUCUGGUACACUCGCUUCUUUCUAAACCCACACAUU